Messenger RNA from Puccinia triticina, 456 nucleotides. RefSeq lists its product as uncharacterized. The coding region runs from base 1 to 456 and encodes 151 amino acids. NCBI's taxonomy places the organism in Eukaryota, Fungi, Basidiomycota, Pucciniomycetes, Pucciniales, Pucciniaceae. The record is from RefSeq and is a predicted model, not a curated record. The transcript is spliced from 2 exons.
AUGAGACAGCUCGCACGUCUCGUCCUCCCCGUGCUCGUCCUCGACGUCAGGUUGGUGGCGGGAGCACAGGAGCGUGCGCCGGUCGGCGUCCCGGCCGCCCUCGUCCUCCAGCUGGCGGUCCUCCCCAUCCAGGGCGUCACCACCAUGGUCAGCAGGAUCUUCAGCAGGAUCGUCAGCCCCAUCGUCACCGGACUCCUCCUCGACAAGCCCAUCCAAGAUGCCCGCGAACCGAGCGGGGCCGGGGCCGGGCGCGGGGGUGUGGAUGACGGGUCCGCCGGCGCCAGGUCUUGGAGCUGCGUCGGAGUCGGACGAGCGCCCCGGCUGCCGACUGGGACCGCUCCCGCUCCUGGGAGCGUGACCUACCGCCUCGCUCCGCCGUCAGUCGCUGGACAUGAGCGGUCAGCCGCUGGAUCUCCUCCUCCGCCUGGUCCUCCUGGAAGAUCUUCCGCUCGAUGA